AUGAGUCGCCGCUAUUCCUCCGAUAAAGACCGUCGUCGCUCCAAAGAUGCCUACAAACCACCCAAUAUUACGUCAACUGUAUCGAUUCCUAGUGUGUCAGUGCAACAGGAGCCAAUCCGUGGAGAAUGUCACGCGUUUUGUCCCGUCAAUGAAGAACUGGAACGCCGUCAGACUCAAGAACUCAGUCGCUUCGAGUGUCCAACUGAAAAGCUCCCAACACUCGUGGCUGUGAAGAAAUACCGUCGAGCUGCUGCAGGUCGAGACGUCUUAAAUGCAUCAGAACUGAGACCAGCCCCUGUGCUGCUGCGCACACUGCGCCACUUGUUCACGACCGUGCUGAAGUGGCCGCAAAGUGGCUUCAACAGUGGUCCGACUACCAAAGACACGACUUCGCGGCCACUGCAGGCUCGCUCGGACGAGUUUUUAGCAGUUUACUACUUUGUCAAUGACCGGGUACGCAGUGUCCGGCAGGACUUUACCGUGCAGAGAAUUGAGGGUGCGUCAUUGGUGAUCGCAUUGCAACAAGCUGCACGGUUCUAUCUGGUGGCGAAACUGCUGUCAGUGCAGUUGUUAGGAAAUAAAAAGAGUGCACAGGACUGGAGUGACAAGCUGAACGAUGAGCAGCUAAGGUCAGCUCUUUCGCAGCUUCAGGCGCUGUAUGGUCAACCCAAGCUGAAUAAGUUUGAUCUCGCGGUGGUUCCUGAGCUAAUGGAUUCGGGAGAAUUUGUUGCAUACGACGUGCUAUUGCACAUCAGCGAGCCUCAAGACGUGGCCUGCAUGUUGCGUAGUCUCUCGUCGAAAAUACGUGGCUUGCCAAUGGUGCAGCGCGCGCUUCGAGCGUUUGUGGCAUAUCAGACGGAUGACUUUCUGGCGUUUUUUGUCGAGUUCAAUACCAUGACAGUGCUAGAACGAGCUGCAUUGCUGCAUCAUCUUUCACGGGUAUGGACGCACAGUCUGCGAAUGAUCAACAAAGCAUUUGGUAAGCAGGAUCGUUUCCCGCUCGAAACACUUGCACACUGGAUGAACCUGGUUGGCCCGCACAGCACGAGCAACGGUAUCGAACUAGUGGCGACCUUGUGUAACGCAAUGAACAUCCAGAUGCAGCGCCAACCGCCAGAGUCAUCACCACCUCGAAAUGGUGCUGGCAAUGUGGCUGAUUCUUGGGAAAAUAUUGAUCGACUUGCCGAUCAAGGUGUGUUGCUGUCGGAAUCAGAGCAUUCGUUUGUUGAGUUUGCAACGUUUAACGUCGCGCCACUGCACGACCAGCUUGACUCCAAUACUGUGAAGCUGCUACUUCGAAACGUCGCUCUUGAAAUGGUAAAUGUCAUUUCUGAUACGGAUUCUAUAAUGACGGCAACACAGUGGAUAAUGGGAACAGCUUAUGGCGCGAGGCAAAUUGUUGAUACUCCGAGCGCCUAG
This is a messenger RNA of Peronospora matthiolae, 1419 nucleotides long. The record is from the annotation of a GenBank genome assembly. Lineage: Eukaryota; Oomycota; Peronosporomycetes; Peronosporales; Peronosporaceae.